AUGCAGGAAAUUUAAUUGAUAGUACCCUAUCGAUAAAACAUUGCAAAAGCAAUCUUAUUUUAUCUACUGUGCAUACUAUCGUUAGGUUUAGUCUAUGUAGUGGCUACUUGGCAUUACAAGAUUUGGGCAAUACUGAGAAUGUCAAAGUGUGAAAUAUUUGCAGCGGAGUAUUUUCGAAUAGACUCAAAAGAUGGUACACAAGAGAUCGUUCCUAGUCAUCAUUAUAUACAAAAAGGAUUAGAUUAUAUAGGCUUUACAUACAGAUAUAAAAGAUUUAUAUAUCGAGAGGGAAGAUUUGAAAAAAUUUAGUUUCAACUCUAGCAUAACAAAGAUGUUCAUCAGAGAGAUCAUUUGAAGUCUAACGAAUAGCUGAAAGAUUAUUAGGAACUUUAUGGAAUUAAUUCAACAGAGAUUCCCAGAAAACCAAUUCUGUCAAUCCUUAUAGAUGAAUUAAUGCAUCCUUUAUUUGUUGUGUAGAUUCUUUAAAUUUUGCUAUGGAUUUAUGAAGAGUAUACAAGUUAUGCCAUUAUUUUGUUGUUGACAUCAAUCAUCUCGAUGAUAGAUACUUUAUUUGAGUAUAGAGAGAGUUAUCGAGAGAUUAGACUGAAUUCCAAAUUGGAACACGAAGUGACUAUCAUAAGAUUUGGAUAACAAAUAAAAACUCAUUCAAGAGAGUUAGUACCAGGAGAUAUUAUAAUCGUUGAACCUUUUUAGGUUAUUGCUUGUGAUUGUGUACUUAUAUAAGGAACUUGCAUUGUGUAGGAGUAAUUUUUGAAUGGUGAAUAAACUCCAAUUACUAAAAGCAAUCUACCAAAUGAUGAUUCAGCUUUUGUGUAAAAGGAUGGAAACAUGUUGUAUAUGUCAACAUUCUGUUUGAGAGCAGAGGAGAAUUGUUUGGCUUUUGUUGUUUCAACAGGGUUCAAUACAAGGAAAGGUGAGUUAAUAAGAGAGGUGAUGUUAACACCUGAUUAUUCGUUUGAUUUCUAUGAGGAUAGUAUGAGAUAUUUAAAAUAUUUAAGCAUUGUGGCAAUAGUAGGUUAUUUAAUCGCCUUGCCAUUUAAGAUAUAUUUCUUAAUCACCUAUCCCUUUCUGGAAGCCACUGAUCUAAUAACUGACAUCUUGGAUCUUUUAGCAGUGUGUGUACCACCGACUCUACCAACCACUUUAUAGAUAGGGUUAAGCUUAGCGUUAAAGAGAUUCAAAAAGAAAAAGAUCUAUUGUUUUAAUCCAGGUAAAAUAAAUUUGGCAGGAAUGGUCAAUUAAGUUUGUUUUGAUAAAACAGGCACACUAACAGAGGAAGAACAGAGACUCUAUGGAGUAAUUGAAAUGAAUAGUUAAGGGUAGUUGAAUCCUCUUUUGAAGGAUUUCGAUAAUUUAAAUAAAGUUAUAAGAUUGGUUAUGGCAUGCUGUAACAAUAUUGUAAAUGAAGAAGAAAUUCUUUAUGGAGAUCAUUUAGAUUUGGCAUUAUUCAAGAAUAGUUCUGCAAAGAUUUUUUAUAGGACAGUGAUGUUGGAUGGAGUAAAUUAUGACAUUGUAAAGACCUUUGAAUUUACAUAAGAAUUACAACGCAUAUGUUGUAUUAUACAUAAUCAAUAAAAUCAUAAUAAAUAUUCAUUGGUUAAGGGAGCACCUGAGAAGAUUAAAUUAAUGUGUGAUAGUGUUCCAGAUGAUUAUACUUCAGUGUUUAAAUAUUAUAGUCAUCAUGGAUUCAAAGUUAUUGCCUGUGCAUAUAAAUAAUUAUUACAAGAGGAUGUAAUUCCGACAAGGGAGUAUUCUGAAUAAACUCUCACUUUCUUAUGUUUUUUAGUUCUAGAAAAUAGAGUAAAGGAUAAUGCAGAAUAAGUAAUUUUAUAGUUGAGAAGUGCAAAAAUAGAUACAAUUUUAGUUACUGGGGAUAAUGUAUUAACAUCAAUGAGAGUAGCCAGACAGACUAGACUAGUAGAAGAAAGUGAAUAGUUAGUAUAUGGGGAACUUGUCGAGAAUGAUAACGAAUUGUAAAUAGAUUGGAAGGAUAUGGAAUAGUAGUUUAAAGAAAUUGAGAAUUAAAUGCAUAAUGACACAAAAACAUUGUGUGCUGAAAUUCUAUAAUAGAAAUUACCUAAUUCAAUUAGUAAAUUCAACUUUGAUGCAAAAUCAUGUGAUAAUUUGGACAAUAACAUUGCAGUCGUCAAUGAUGAAGUCCAAGAAUAAUUACAAAAAUCAGCUACUCUUGCAAUCACAGGCAAAGUAUUCACAUAUUUAAUGAAAUAAGCAAAAGAAAAUAAAGAUUAUAAAUACAUUGAUUAAUUAAUAACAAAGACUAAGGUAUAUGCUAAGAUGAGAAGAGAACAUAAAGGUGAAUUGAUUAAUUACUUGAAAACGAAAAAGCAGAUUGUCUUUUGUGGUGAUGGAGGUGCUGAUAUUUAAGCUAUGCGUACUGCCGAUGUUGGAAUAAGUUUAACAAACACAAAAUUGUCUUUGGCUGCUCCAUUUACAUCAGGAUAGGAGGAUUUGAGUACAGUGCCCAUCAUUCUAAUUGAAGGCAGAGGAGCGUUGACUACUUCAUUUCAAGCUUUUGAAUAUAUGACAAUGUGUUCAUUAGUACAAUUUUUAAGUUGCACAAUCUUAUAUUUCCAAUAUUCAUACAUGACCAACUCCUAAUUUCUUAUUUUAGAUUUAUUUGUGGUUUUACCACUCAGCAUUUUAAUGACUUACACAGAUAAUCUUAGGAAAUUAACUACAGAAAUUCCAUAGAGAAGUUUAGUCAGUGUAGAAGUUUUAUCAAUAAUAUUUGGAUAGUGUUUUAUUUAAAUGUCAUUUUAAAUACUCAUUUACCUUAUAUUAAUUUAUUAAGAUUGGUACAAGGAUCCUGUUACAUUAUCACGCCAAGAAUACGGAGAAGCAGGUUUUAUGCAAUCAUUCGAGGCAACAUCUUUAUUUUUAGCCACUAAUUUCUAGUAUAUUAUGUUAUCAGUAUCAUUAUCAUAUGAUCCUAGAUUCAAAAAACCAUUUUACUCAAAUAGACCUUUCACUAUUUAUUUGAUUUUCCUAUUCAUACUCGAACUCUAUUUGCUUAUGUUCACUUAUAAGGAUGACACAGAGGAUGACUAUCUAAAUCUUACAUUCAAAGUAUAAGAAUACGAAAUGCCACAAUCAUGGCUCUUGUUUCUACUUGGGAUGAUUAUAUUGAAUUCUACUUUAACUCACACCUACUAAAUUUAUGGAGUUCCAUAUGUUAUUGCAAAAAUGAAAAAUAAAUUAUGA
Messenger RNA from Paramecium tetraurelia, 3243 nucleotides. RefSeq lists its product as uncharacterized. Gene Ontology annotation, cellular component: membrane. Lineage: Eukaryota; Ciliophora; Oligohymenophorea; Peniculida; Parameciidae. The record is from RefSeq and is a predicted model, not a curated record. Gene Ontology annotation, molecular function: nucleotide binding; P-type transmembrane transporter activity. The transcript is spliced from 3 exons.